AUGCUGCCACAAUCAAUGACAUUGAUUUUGAUCCUUUUGGUGGUCAUUGUCUGUGGUUUGUCAGCGGAAUUACCAGGAAAUGCCUACUUGCCGCCGCCACCGCACCCCAAAUCGUCAUUCUCGAUGGCCGCCGACGAAUCCUUGCUGUCUGCUCUCAAUAGAUUUUUGAUCUUCGAUAACUCAGAGGACUUUCAGGACUCACAGAACUCAUUCGCCCGAUAUGCCCCCGUCUUUGUGGACUAUCCUGGCCUUCAGCAGCAGGAAUAUGCCUUGGACCUGCCCUUCAACUAG
Drosophila kikkawai is the source of this 291-nucleotide messenger RNA. RefSeq lists its product as uncharacterized. The record is from RefSeq and is a predicted model, not a curated record. Lineage: Eukaryota; Metazoa; Arthropoda; Insecta; Diptera; Drosophilidae.